Molecule: messenger RNA, 4003 nt
Organism: Sus scrofa (pig)
Lineage: Eukaryota; Metazoa; Chordata; Mammalia; Artiodactyla; Suidae
Source: RefSeq, a predicted model, not a curated record
AAACCCAGUCAAAGUUCACUUGGCAUCUGAGUUUCACUUUUCAGGGGAUCACAGUUCUAGGAGGUGAGCGUGUGCUCCUGAUUGGAAUCUCAUCCUCAGGAACGUGACUCUCCCUCCAGUUGCCGAAAGUGGCUUAAAUCCUCCUUCCCCCAAAGCCUCGGGGGACCACGCUGCCUCCACGCCAUCUGGUGGGACCUCAGUUCUCGCCCCAGUCAGCACCUCAGGCUCUGAUUGUCUUUGGACGUCUGCUCUGUGGAUGAAGGGUACACCUGAGAGCAGGUGAUGAGACGGCCCGGCAGCCCUGGUUUCACCCCUAAGGAAAGAGGGAGACGUGAGGAGUCAAGGCAUCAAGAAGGCAGGCUCCUUCCAUCUGAGGCGAAGUGACUGACACAUUUCAAGUGGCAAACUACUACGGGUCUGUGCUGUCUUCCAAAGCUCAGGCUCAUUUUCUGUAAAUAUUUGAGUGCUCUUUCAGGGAGGAUGGUGGAUUUUCCAGGAUACAGUCUGUCUGCUUUCGCUGCCUCCUUCCUCUUUAUAGUGUUCAGCAUGAAGCAGUCAGAUGACUUCAGAGUGAUUGGCUCUGUUUAUCCUGUCCUGGCCAUGGUCGGGGAAGAUGCCCUGCUAACCUGCCAGCUCCUCCCCAAGAGGACAGCAGAGCACAUGGUCGUGAGGUGGUACCGCUCAGGGAGCAGCACACCUGUGUUUGCAUCCCGGGAUGGAUCCGAGGUGACAGAGAUGCAGAUGGAGGAAUACAGAGGCCGGGUGGAGUGGAUUGAGGACCACCUUACCGAGGGAAAGGUGGCUCUGAAGAUUCAUAACAUCCGACCAUCUGAUGGUGGGCAGUACUGGUGCCAGUUCCAAGAGGAAAACUAUUAUGGAGAAACAAGCUUGUUGCUCAAAGUAGCAGGUCUGGGGUCCGCCCCUUCCAUCCACCUGAUGGGAUCUGUGGAAAGUGAACUCCAGCUUGUGUGCACUGCCAAAGGCUGGUUCCCAGAACCUCAGGUUUCUUGGCAAGACAUCACAGGAGAAGAGUUGCUGACUGCCUCUGAGCAUCACUUCCAAGAGGAAGACGGCUUGUUCUACGUGGAAAGCAUGCUUGUGCUCCGGAAUACCUCUGCAGAGAUUGUGUCCUGCUUCAUCCGCAACCCAGAGCUCUCUGAGAAGAAGGGGUCAAACAUCUCCAUCCCAGAGAAACUCCAGACAGAGCUGGCUUCCUUAAAAGUGAUUGGACCUUCCCAGCCCAUCCUUGUCAGAGUGGGAGAAGACAUAGAGUUAACCUGUUACCUGUCCCCAGAGACUGAUGCACAGGGCAUGGAGGUGAGGUGGGUCCAAUCCCACCGUUAUCCUGCUGUUUAUGUCUACAUGGAUGGGGACCACGUGGCUGGAGAGCAGAUGGCAGAGUAUAAGGGGAGGACUGCACUGGUGCGUGAUGCCAUCAAUGAAGGGAGGCUGACCCUGAAGAUAAGCAAUGCCAGGACUUCAGAUGAUGGGCAGUAUCAGUGCCUUUUUGAAAAAGAUGGUGUCUACCAGGAGGCCCAUUUGGAUCUGAAGAUUGUAGGUCUGGGGUCUUACCCUUCCGUCUCCUUGGAGGAACAGAAGGAUGGACAAAUAAAGCUGAAGUGCACUUCGGAAGGGUGGUUCCCACAGCCCCACGUGCAAUGGAGAGACAGGGAAGGAAGGCCAAGACCGUCUUUUUCCCAGGAGGUGACUCAAGGCAGCCAUGGGCUGUUCCAUGUGCAGGCGUUUUUAUUGGCCACAGAUGCCUCUGUUGUGAAUGUGACCUGCUCCAUCAGCAACCCCCUUCUUGGCCAGGAGGAGAAAAUGACAACUUUUUUUCUUUCAGAGUCUGGGAUGACUUUUCCAUGGAAGAUACUGCUUGUGUUGGGAUUGCUUCUUGUUGGAACUGUGGGCUUGAUCUGGUGGAACAGCUAUAGAAAAGUGGACAAGACAUUGGAUCCAAAUACAGCUCACCCAGACCGGAUCCUUUCUGAGGGAAAUGGACUGCCAAUCAUGAAGCCAGCCAGACGGAGAAAAGAGGGACUUCUCAAAACUCCUCAAAGCUCAAAGCUCCAGAAGGGGCUCAACUCAGGAGGGUGGUACACAGAGGUGGUGUUUGGGGACAGGAAAAUAUGUGUCCAGAAUGUUGCCAAGGACAGUUCUUCAAAGAGUCUUCUCUGUGUUACUUGAGGAUGGUUUGGGCAAUGGGUUGCUAUGGAAAUGAGUACUGGGUCAUCAACCUGCCUCCCAGCCUCCUCUCUCUGAGGAUGUCUCCAGGACUGGUUAGACUGUCCCUUGACUAUGCCCGUAAAUGCCUCUCCUUUUAUCACAUGAGCAAGUGCUCUAUCUACAUCUUCCCUUGAGAUGUUUUUUUUUCUCUGAAAUUCUGUACCCCCUCUUCAUUCUUUGGUCCUCUAAGGUAGAUUCUCCUGACAUCUUUCUUGUACCCAAGGCUUCCAAGGAAAACAAUAACCUUGGAUUCUGAAAACCAGGAUUAUAUUCUAAGUCCCAGCUCUUUUAUCUUUUCACCAGUUUCUUGAAGGGGCUCACAGGAUCACCCAUUCCCCUAAUCAAGAGGCUUUAACUUCACUGUGGCAUCAAAUCUGACCUGGAGGCUGAUGCAUUCAGUGACCUAUCAUAUCCCAGUGUCUCUGAUAUCCUGCCUACUGAUUAUAAUCUGAUAUCUGGUGACAAAAGACCCUUAGAAAAUCCAAUGACAAAUGCAAUUUAGCCAAGAGGAGGAGGAAGUGCAAGGAAUGAUCAAGUACUUAAUUGGUUUCUCUAGGAAAGUGGGGCUGAGAAAACAAGCAAACAAAAAAUACAGUUAAAAUGUGGACGAGAAAAUACAGCUGAAUCUAAGGAGGAAAGUCUGGUCACUAAGCUAUAUCUUGAACAUCCCAUGAAGUGUGUGAUCCCUGCACCAGACUUUUCCAGAAAGUUAACUGAGAAUGGGGAAUGAGGAAGUUUUUCAGAUAUUCUAGUCCAAGAGGAAAAUUAGUUAUGUGUUAUAUAUAUGAAAAUGUCCGUUUUAUUUUUAGAGUGAAAAAAAGCAUACAAUUUAAAAUGAAAUUGCUUAUGUUUAAUUAUGAAAUAAACAUAAGCAAUAAAUGCAACAGAAGUAAUAAAAUGCAGUGGAACCAAAAAUAAAAUCACAAUGAAUUACACGUAGAGGAAGAAAGAAUGCGAAGAAAUAAAGAUUCAGAAAAAUAAGUCUUCAAAUCUUCUGCAGUGAGGAUGAGGAAUCCCUGCAAAUGACAUUCUGCUCUUUCCAGGAGGGCAGGAAUUAGGGACUUCACUGUCCUUUGAAGGUUAUUCAUCUGUAGCAUUCUGGAUUUUUCUCUUUGGGGUCAGAAUAUUUGUCUCUAUUUUUAAACUCCUAAGUUUAUGCUUGAAACUAUGUAUUGUUUUUCACAAGUGGUUACACAUUUACUUUAUUUAGUUUUAAAAUUUGUCAAUUGUAAAAUACACAUAACAUAAAAGUCAUCAUUUGGGCCAUUUUAAAGUGCACCGUUCAGUGGCAUUUUGUUCCUUCACUAUGUGUACAACCAUCAUCAGUAUCCAGUUCUAGCAUAUUUGGAUUAUCCCAAAAAGAAACGUCAUCACCAUUUAUCAGCCAUACUCAUUUCCCCCUCUCUCCAGCCCCUAACCUACUUUCUGUCUUUCUGAAUUUGCCUAUGUUGGGUAUUUCAUAGAAAAGGAAUCAUAAAAUAUAUGGAUUUUUGUGUGUCUAUUUUUUUUUUACUUAGCAUAAUGUUUUCAAAGUUCCUCCACAUUGCAACAUGUAUCAGAAAUUCAUUAAUUUUUUGAAAUUAAAAGACUUUAUUUUUUUAAGAAGUGUUUUAGGUUUACAGCAAAAUCGAGUGUAUAAUUCAUAUGCCUCCCCUCUCACCCCCUAGUUUCCUCUGUUAUGAACAGCCUGCCUUGCUGGGGUACAUUUGUGACACGGAUGAAAUGGUAUUAAGACAUUAUUUUCAAUUAAAGUCCCUAGUUUACAUCAGGGUUCACU